Molecule: messenger RNA, 2865 nt
Organism: Brassica napus (rape)
Lineage: Eukaryota; Viridiplantae; Streptophyta; Magnoliopsida; Brassicales; Brassicaceae
Product: UDP-glycosyltransferase 73C4-like
Exons: 1
Coding region: 922-2406 (494 amino acids)
Molecular function (GO): UDP-glycosyltransferase activity
Source: RefSeq, a predicted model, not a curated record
UAUUUGAAAAAUAAAAAGUAAACUAAAUUAGGUAUAAUAUUCUAAUUUAUUAAGGGUAUCUUUGUAAACCAUGUGAGAAAUAAUGUGAGCCCGACAUGUAAGAAACUGACUUCUUAAUUAAUAUUAUAGAUUUCGAUAUAAAAUCGACAAAUGGCAAUCCAUGUAACUCUUUAGAAAAUUAGACCAAGUUAAAUUAGGGCCGUUAAAUUAACUAUCUUUUUUCAGAAUAAAUUCAUAUGUGUUAAUUUUGUAGGUUUUUACUAGGUAGUCCAAGAAUUUAAGCUAUUUAAUUAAUUCUUCGUUGCUAUAACAUAUUAUUUUUUUUUUUAACUAUAAAAUGAAAAUAUGCACAAAUCCUGCUUUACAGAGGAGGAAAGAAGAACAAGAUUGCCUGGUUAGUCCAUAGCGAGUGGAGGUCUCAUAUCCUCGACUGGGCUCUUCUGAUUUUUGCUGCUUCUGAUGGAUAUAGCCGUCAUGAAAGAGUCUAGUUUGAUUUGGCGGCUUUGAAUUGAACUUUAAAAUUUCAAACACAACUUGAUUUUGGUAAUGUCUGAGAGAGUCCAGUUUGAUUUUGUCUUUGAACCGUAAGGUAUUGAAUAGACUUCGUGUUGCGGAUCAAGUAUCUUAUAUUAGUUCUCAAUAAACAAUCUCUUAUAGUAAGCUUUUCGGCAAAUAAAGGACACUAGAAGCCGAAGAAUGGUCAGAAAAGGACAACAGAAAGUAGUGGUGACAAAAUGUCCUCUUGUAAAUAAUAUGUCUUUCAUGCACAACAGUGUUUACGUCAUCUACUACAUCAUUUUGUUGAAGCCUUUUUUUUAUCCCCAUUCUUCUUAAUUCUUAUAUAACCUCAAGAUCACACACCCACAAUAUCCAAGUAGAACAAAACUUGAACAUUCCUUAAUUAUUGAGUUGGAACCAUAUAUGGCUUCCCACCAAUAUCAUCCUCCUUUUCACUUUGUUCUCUUCCCUUUCAUGGCUCAAGGCCACAUGAUUCCCAUCGUUGAUAUUGCAAAGCUCUUGGCUCAGCGUGGUGUGACCAUAACAAUUGUCACUACGCCUCACAACGCAGGGAGGUUUAAGAAUGUCUUAAACCGUGCCAUCGAGUCUGGUUUGCCCAUCAACCUAGUGCAUGUAGACUUGUCAUAUCAAAAAUUUGGGUUGCCAGAAGGACAAGAUAAUAUCGACUCGCUUGACUCCAUGGAGCUGAUGUUGCCUUUCUUUAAAGCGGUUAACAUGCUUGAAGAGCCUGUCAUGAAGCUGGUAGAAGAGAUGAAACCUAGACCAAACUGUUUGAUUUCUGAUUUAUUGUUGCCUUAUACAAGCAAAAUCGCAAGGAAGUUCAAUAUACCAAAAAUCGUUUUCAAUGGAAUGUCUUGCUUUUGUAUUUUGUGUAUGCAUAUUCUACGCAGAAACCUCGAGAUCUUGAAGAAUUUAAAGUCGGACAAAGAGUACUUCUUUGUUCCAAGUUUUCCAGACAGAGUUGAAUUUACAAAGCCUCAAGUUCCCGUAGAUGCAGAUACAAGUGGAGAUUGGAAAGAGUUUAUGGACGAAUUGGUCGAAGCAGAAAACACAUCAUACGGUAUAAUUCUCAACACGUUUCAAGAGUUGGAGGCUGCUUAUGUCAAAGGCUACAAAGAAGCUAGAGCCGGGAAAGUAUGGUCCAUUGGACCCGUUUCCUUGUGCAACAAGAUAGGGGCGGACAAAGCUGAGAGGGGGAACAAGGCGGUCAUUGAUCAAGAAGAAUGUUUUAAAUGGCUUGAUUCUAAAGAAGAAGGGUCGGUGCUUUAUGUUUGCCUUGGAAGUAUCUGCAAUCUUCCUCUGUCUCAGCUCAAGGAGAUAGGGUUAGGUCUAGAGAAAUCCAAAAGACCUUUUAUAUGGGUUAUAAGAAGUUGGAAAAAGUAUAAUGAGCUUGCUGAGUGGUUCUUGGAAAGCGGUUUUGAAGAAAGGAUCAAAGAGAGAGGGCUUCUUAUAAAAGGAUGGGCACCUCAAGUGCUUAUCCUUUCACACCCUUCUGUUGGAGGAUUCUUGACUCAUUGUGGAUGGAACUCGACUCUAGAAGGAAUCGCCUCGGGUGUUCCAUUGCUCACUUGGCCGUUGUUUGGAGACCAAUUCUGCAACCAAAAAUUGGUUAUUAAGGUUCUCAAAGUCGGUGUAAGCUCUGGGGUUGAAGAGGUUAUGAAAUGGGGAGAGGAGGAGAAAAUAGGUGUGUUGGUGGAUAGUGAAGGAGUGAAGAAGGCGGUGGAAGAACUAAUGGGUGAAAGUGAUGAAGCAAAAGAGAGAAGAAGAAGAGCCAAAGAGCUUGGAGAAUUAGCUCACAGGGCUGUAGAUGAAGGAGGUUCUUCUCAUUCUAACAUGACAUUCCUCUUGGAAGAUAUAUCGCAACUAAUAGCACAAUCCAAAAAUUGAUUACGUCAUUGCUAUAGAUAUUUGGUUUACAGUUUUUUCUUACAAAUAUAUGUUUAUAAUUUACUAGUAUUGUUUUAAGUUAACAUACGUUGAUCAUAUUUGUGUGUUUAUCAAGUAUCUUACAAGAAUUUAGCAAAAAAAAAAAAGUAUCUAAAAAAAAGUAUUAUUCUUUUUGAAAAUUUACAGUCGUACGACGGGCGAGUUAUCGCGCUUGCACUUCUACGUAUUUGAAUGGCCUCAAAUAAUGGCGUGAAGUCAACCGUUCAAACUCGGCUAAAUUACCUUUUUAUUGCUAUUAGACAUGUCAAGUUUAAUUUGGCAGCUGUGGAUUCGGUACAGAAAAAUGCUGUAGAUUUUACGCCUCUUUUGAUGAUUAUAGAAGAGAUAAUAAUGUUAUAAUUUUUAAAUUUUAUUAGUUUAUAUAGAUAAAUUAAUCGAUAACAAAUGUUUUUAUUCCAU